AUGAGAUCUCCGUUCAGACACUUUUCAGUCUCACGGAAAACAUUUGGUAUUGGACCAUCUUCUGAAACCGACCAACAGCAACAAACGUCUACGAUGGCAACUACUAUAAUAUCAUCAUCAUCAUCAUCUUAUUCUAAACCUUGUUCACGUCCUAUAGGUGAUGAUGAUGCUGAUUAUACUGAUACAGAUGGUGAUGAACAAUUAAAAACAUCGCAUAAUCAAAAUACAAUAUGUCGUGCAACAUCAUCAGCUAAAUUUCAACAAAAAUAUUUGCUACUGAUUGCAUAA
Messenger RNA from Rotaria sp. Silwood2, 288 nucleotides. The record is from the annotation of a GenBank genome assembly. Lineage: Eukaryota; Metazoa; Rotifera; Eurotatoria; Philodinida; Philodinidae.